GAUGUGCAGUUUGGGCUGGCGGCUGCUGCCGCUGGUUGCAGGAAUUCAUCCAGAAUGCAAGAUAUUCCAGCAGGUGCUCAAAGAAGAGGCUCUCUGCUUGGAAAAGAAUGAAUCUCUUCCACCUGACCUUAAAGGGUGCACCAGAGAUUGGGAUGGUCUAACCUGCUGGCCCAGAGCUGCUUUUGGAGAAGUAGUUGAAGUUCCCUGCCCAAGAUUUUUUGAAGAAAUCACCAAUAUCCAUGGCUUCCUUCAGAGGAACUGUACGCAGGAGGCAUACUGGUCAGAACCAUUCCCACCAUACACUGUUGCCUGUGGAUUUGAUGAAGGUUCCAGUAAAGGGCCUGAAGACCAGAAAUCAUAUUAUUCUGCAUUUUGGCGUGUCUACACUGCUGGCUAUGCAGCAUCAGUGACUUCACUCAUUACAGCUCUAAUUGUCUUUGCUGCCUUCAGAAAAUUCCACUGUACACGGAAUUAUGUCCAUAUGCACCUGUUUGUGUCCUUUAUCCUGAGAGCAGUUGCUGUUUUCACCAAAGAUGCUGUUUUAUUUGCAGAUGAAACAAUGGACCACUGCCUAAUGUCAACGGUUGCAUGUAAAGCUGCUGUGGCAUUCUUUCAGUUCAGCAUUUUAGCCAAUUUCUUCUGGCUUCUUAUAGAAGGGAUAUACCUGCAAACACUGCUUUUGCUGACCUUUGUUUCAGACAAACAGUAUGUAUGGUGGUUCAUCUUUACUGGCUGGGGAGCUCCCACUGUUGUGAUAUUUGCUUGGGUCCUCACAAGAAUCCAUCAACAAAACACUGGAUGUUGGGAUGAUGAUGAAAAUGGAGUGGUGUUAUGGAUCAUCAAAGGCCCCAUUCUGCUAACUGUAUUAAUUAACUUUAUUAUAUUUAUUAACGUGAUCAGAAUUCUAGUCCAUAAAUUGAAAUCUCAAGAGGGAGGAGGGAGCCAUUCAAGCCACUUUGUGAGACUUGCUAAAUCCACAUUACUCUUAAUCCCCCUCUUUGGAGUGCACUACAUUGUAUUUGCAUUUUUCCCAGAAAGUACUGGUCUGGAAGCUCGCCUUUACAUCGAGCUGGGCUUGGGUUCUUUUCAGGGUUUUGUUGUAGCUCUUCUAUAUUGCUUCUCAAAUGCAGAGGUUCAAAGUGAACUGAAGAAACAACUGUGCAAAUGGCAAUAUCAAGAAUACCUGAACUUCAUACACAGGCACAGGACUAUGUCCAGAGAAAACAGCCCAGUCAGCUAUGUCACUCAGUUAACACUGCUUGAAAAAAUCAGUCCAAAAAGGAAAACAUCAGUGUACCAGAAUGGUGUAACUUCAGUCUGAGCUUUUCUAUCAGUUUGAGUUGCUGUGA
Apaloderma vittatum (bar-tailed trogon) is the source of this 1349-nucleotide messenger RNA. RefSeq names its product vasoactive intestinal polypeptide receptor 1-like. Gene Ontology annotation, molecular function: G protein-coupled peptide receptor activity; vasoactive intestinal polypeptide receptor activity; peptide hormone binding. Gene Ontology annotation, cellular component: plasma membrane. The coding region runs from base 2 to 1321 and encodes 439 amino acids. The transcript is spliced from 13 exons. Gene Ontology annotation, biological process: adenylate cyclase-modulating G protein-coupled receptor signaling pathway; cell surface receptor signaling pathway. NCBI's taxonomy places the organism in Eukaryota, Metazoa, Chordata, Aves, Trogoniformes, Trogonidae. The record is from RefSeq and is a predicted model, not a curated record.